This is a messenger RNA of Chaetomium fimeti, 1343 nucleotides long. Its product is annotated as ochratoxin A non-ribosomal peptide synthetase. NCBI's taxonomy places the organism in Eukaryota, Fungi, Ascomycota, Sordariomycetes, Sordariales, Chaetomiaceae. Bases 8 to 1156 code for a protein of 382 amino acids. The record is from RefSeq and is a predicted model, not a curated record. The transcript has a single exon.
CAGGAAUAUGCCGCCGGCACAGGCCAACAAGCCGCCGCCGCGGGAUGAGGGCCAGGUGAUCGUGAUAACCGGUACGACGGGCGCCUUGGGGACAUAUAUGCUUGACAUAGCGUCUUCCUGCCCCGGAGUCAAGAGGAUCAUUUGCCUUAACCGCACGGAUGACGCCGAGACUCGGCAGAGGAAGACCAACGCCGACCGUGGCCUGAACAUCGACUUCUCAAAGGCCGAGUUCUUGCGCGCCGACAUGUCGCAAUAUGAUUUAGGACUUGAACAGGGGGUGUACGACAGACUUCUGACCGAGGUGGACAGGGUCAUCCACAACCAAUGGCCGGUUAACUUCAACAUGCCUGUCGAGUCCUUCGAGCCGCACAUUCGGGGGGUCCGGAACCUGGCUGACUUCAGCUGCAAAGCGGCGAAGCGAGUCCCCAUCGUGUUCAUCUCGUCCAUCGCCACCGUUAGCGCUUGGAAGAACCCAGAGCCAGUGCCUGAGGAACCACUUGGGGACUUGGACAUCAGCACCGGCGGCUACGGCCAGUCCAAGCUCAUCAGCAGUCUCAUCUUGAAGAAAGCAAGCGAGGUUUUGGGUGUUCCCAUCGAAAUCAUGCGCAUCGGGCAAAUCGGCGGCCCAAGCAGCGAAAAGGGGGUCUGGAACCGGCAGGAGUGGCUCCCUAGCAUCAUUGCUAGCUCGGUAUAUCUCGGCCUCCUUCCCGAGAGUCUUGGACAGAUGACGACGGUUGACUGGACACCGAUCGAGGGAAUCGCGAACCUCGUGCUCGAGGCAUCUGGAGUGACGUGCAAGGUUCCGAUCCAAGACAUCAACGGCUAUUUCCACGGCAUCAACCCGGACAAAACGCCAUGGAGGCCGCUGGGAGAAGCCGUGAAGGAGUUCUACGGCGGCCGCAUCAAGAAGCUUGUCAGUUUCGACGCGUGGGUGAGCGCGCUGGAGAAUAGCCAAACCAAAGCCGAGGACAUCGGCAUGAACCCAGGUGUAAAGCUACUCGACACUUACAAGGCUUGGGUAAGGGCAGCGAAUGAAGGACAGGGAUACGUCGCCAUGGACACGUCACGGACUACGAGCCGCAGCAAGACGAUGCGCGAGAUGCACGCCGUCACGCCCGAGCUCAUGAAGAAUUGGUGCAGGCAAUGGCAAUUUUAAUGGGCCAUUGAUAGUGCGAGAAAGGUUGCGACUUUCGCAUUAAUGCUGUUUGGGCAGAGACAGUAAACCUGGUUUGGUCUUCAGGAACAGAGACAGGUAUUAACAUGGGAAGAAGGGAGCCAAGGGGGAUAAUAUCCAUGAUGUGUCCGCGGCAGUCGCAUGAAACGGAAGCUACCGGGAAGCGCAA